This is a messenger RNA of Miscanthus lutarioriparius, 1065 nucleotides long. The record is from the annotation of a GenBank genome assembly. Lineage: Eukaryota; Viridiplantae; Streptophyta; Magnoliopsida; Poales; Poaceae.
AUGUCUGAGGUGUCGGUGAUAAACCAGGCGGAGGUGGAGGAUGUGGGUGCCGGGCAGCUGUACCUGCCGCCGGGCUUCCGCUUCCACCCCACCGACGAGGAGAUCAUCUCGCACUACCUCACCCACAAGGCCCUCAACCACCGCUUCAUCUCCGGCGUCAUCGGCGAGGUCGACCUCAACAAGUGCGAGCCAUGGGACCUCCCAGGCAGGGCCAAGAUGGGGGAGAAGGAGUGGUACUUCUUCUGCCACAAGGAUCGCAAGUAUCCGACGGGCACGCGGACCAACCGCGCCACCGAGACCGGCUACUGGAAGGCCACCGGCAAGGACAAGGAGAUCUUCAGGGGCCGCCGCGUCCUCGUGGGCAUGAAGAAGACGCUCGUCUUCUACCGCGGCCGCGCCCCGCGCGGGGAGAAGACGGGCUGGGUCAUGCACGAGUUCCGCCUUGAGGGCAAGCUUCCGCAGCCGCUCCCGCGCUCCGCCAAGGACGAGUGGGCCGUGUGCAAGGUGUUCAACAAGGAGCUGGCGGCGAGGACCGAGCCAAUGGCGGCGGCGGCCGGCGCGGAGCUCGAGCGCGUCGGGUCGCUGGGCUUCCUCAACGAGCUCCUCGACUCCGCGGAGCUGCCGGCCCUCAUCGGCGCCGACGUGGACGAGGUGAUCGACUUCAAGGGCCCCGCGUCCACCUCCGGCCACGCCGGCGCGCCGGGCACGAGCUACCUUCCGGCGAAGAUGGAGGAGCACGCGCUGCUGCAGAUGCAGUACCAGCAGCAGCAGCCGCCGCCCCCGUUGUUCUACUCGAGCCAGUACUUCUCGCUGCCGGCGAUGAACUCCGGCGACCUCCCCCCGGCGAUCCGGAGGUACUGCAAGGCGGAGCAGCAGGUGGUCUCGUCGGGGCAGACGGCGUCGGUGGUCAGCCCGUCCCGCGAGACCGGGCUCAGCACCGACCCCAACGCGGCAGGCGGCUACGCGGAGAUCUCGUCGGCGGUGACCCCGUCGUCGUCGUCGCACCAGUUCCUGCCCGAGCUGGAUGACCCGGUCCUGAACCUCGCCGACCUCUGGAAGUACUGA